CAUAAGGUCACGAAAGGUCAAGCGUGAUGACGACUGCGCCUCACCUGACGAGUUCACGUCGAUUAGAAAACUUUCAUGAAAUCGGCUUUUCUUAAUAUCAUUUCAGAACAAUGGAGGCGAUCUCAUGCAGCUGAUGCUCAGCGCAGAAGUUGAGGACGAAGCCCCUGUCAGCACGCACACGCUCACGACGUCCGUCGAUUCAGACAGCGCACUUGAAGAGAAGCAGCCUGUCAAAGCAAAGGAGAGCGGAAAGAAGUGCUUUCUAACAAAUACGGAAAUUUUGGCCAAUGGCUUCACCUUCUUCGUAGCGGGGUCCGAGUCAACAGCUUCAGCUCUGGCUUAUACAGCCUAUCUCCUUGCAAAACACCAGGAUGUUCAAGACCGUCUUCGAAAAGAAGUCCUUGCCGUCCUGGAGAGAGAUGGAGCCUUUACGUACGACAACGUUUUCAGCAUCAAAUACAUGGACCAAGUUAUAUCGGAAUCACUUCGUUUUUAUUCGUCCUUCAUAGACUUCACAACAAAAGGAUGUACAAGAGACUACGUCCACAAGGGUAUCACAAUACCAGCUGGAACCAACAUCGUUAUUCCCAGCUACCACAUGGGCCACGACCCAGCCUUUUGGUAGCAACACGAAAUUUUCGAUC
Messenger RNA from Dermacentor andersoni, 644 nucleotides. RefSeq names its product cytochrome P450 3A5-like. The record is from RefSeq and is a predicted model, not a curated record. NCBI's taxonomy places the organism in Eukaryota, Metazoa, Arthropoda, Arachnida, Ixodida, Ixodidae. Gene Ontology annotation, molecular function: oxidoreductase activity, acting on paired donors, with incorporation or reduction of molecular oxygen; monooxygenase activity; heme binding.